Molecule: messenger RNA, 1031 nt
Organism: Symsagittifera roscoffensis
Lineage: Eukaryota; Metazoa; Xenacoelomorpha; Acoela; Convolutidae
Product: proteasome subunit beta type-7-like
Exons: 6
Coding region: 36-857 (273 amino acids)
Cellular component (GO): proteasome core complex
Molecular function (GO): threonine-type endopeptidase activity
Source: RefSeq, a predicted model, not a curated record
CCUAAUUGUUGUGAUAAACUUAUUAAAUAGAUAGAAUGGCCACAGUGAGCUGUCUUAAGUUGCCUGAAGGCGGCUUUUCCUUUGAAAACUGCAAGCGGAAUUCCAUGUUGGCUCAAAGGCAGGGCGUGAAGCUGCCCAAGGCCAAAAAGACAGGAACAACAAUCAUUGGUGUCGUAUUCAAGGAUGGAGUAGUGUUAGGCGCUGAUACGCGUGCGACUGAAGGCGACAUAGUGGCUGACAAGAACUGUGAGAAGCUGCACUUCAUAGCAGAUAACAUGCGCUGUGGAGGAGCAGGGACUGCGGCUGACACUGAGUGGACGUGCGACAAAGUGGCGGCUGAGAUGAAGUUGGUCAAGUUGAAUUCGGGAGGGAGAGAUCCGAGGGUAGUGGCAGCCAUGAUGCGACUUAAACAGUACCUCUUCAACUAUCAAGGCUACAUUUCUGCGGCGCUUAUCCUCGGAGGAGUGGACUCGACGGGUCCUCAUUUGUUCGAAAUCUCCCCGAAUGGAACCACAGCACCCAUGCCUUUCGUAGCUAUGGGCUCUGGCUGUCUCGCCGCACUAUCAGUACUAGAAGCAGGUUACACGCCCGACAUGGAUGAAGAAAGUGCCAAGAAGCUGGCCAAAGACGCGAUCAGUGCAGGAAUCUUUAAUGACCUGGGAUCAGGUUCCAACGUGGACCUGUGUGUGAUCAAAAAGGGCACAUGUGAAUACCUAAGAACGUUUGCGUCAGAGAACCCGAAAGGGACAAGGCAAGGAGACUACACAUAUCCCUCUGGGACAACAGCGGUGAAGAAACGAGAGGUUAUGAAAGUUGACCUUGAAAUUGUGUCCGAGGAGGUCAUGGAAACUGAUUAGAGCUGAUUAGAUAUUAGUUAUAACCAGACCACUCAUUACGUUGAGUGGUUUGUUGAAUGCAAUGGUAUGUUAAGAGUGGAAAAGGAUGAGAAUGAAAAAGUUGAAUUGAUUGUUGUUGUUAUUGAAUUGUCAUAUUCACCUGUUUCUGACGAGUAAAUAAAAUUUAGGACUGGA